GAAAUGGUUGAGUCUAUGAAGAAAGUGGCCGGGAUGGAUGUGGAAUUGACAGUAGAAGAAAGGAAUUUGCUCUCUGUUGCAUAUAAAAAUGUGAUUGGAGCUCGAAGAGCGUCCUGGAGAAUAAUCAGCAGCAUUGAACAGAAAGAGGAGAACAAAGGAGGAGAAGAUAAACUCAAAAUGAUCAAGGAAUAUCGGACAAUGGUUGAGACAGAACUGAAAUCGAUCUGUAAUGACAUUCUGGAUGUUCUGGACAAACAUCUCAUUCCAGCUGCAAACAGUGGAGAGUCUAAGGUUUUUUACUAUAAAAUGAAAGGGGACUACCACCGAUAUCUGGCGGAGUUUGCCAUUGGCAAUGACCGGAAGGAGGCUGCAGAGAAUAGCUUGGUAGCUUAUAAGGCUGCAAGUGAUAUUGCAAUGACAGAACUUCCUCCAACACAUCCCAUUCGUUUAGGCCUCGCACUCAAUUUCUCCGUGUUUUACUAUGAAAUUCUUAAUUCCCCUGACCGUGCAUGCAGGUUGGCAAAAGCAGCAUUCGAUGAUGCAAUUGCAGAACUGGACACACUGAGCGAAGAAAGUUACAAGGACUCUACGCUCAUCAUGCAAUUGUUACGUGAUAAUCUGACACUAUGGACUUCAGAUAUGCAAGGAGAUGGUGAAGAUCAGAAUAAAGAAACACUGCAGGAUGUGGAGGAUGAAAAUCAGUGA
Molecule: messenger RNA, 705 nt
Organism: Staurois parvus
Lineage: Eukaryota; Metazoa; Chordata; Amphibia; Anura; Ranidae
Source: the annotation of a GenBank genome assembly